CUGUGUCCCUUGGACACAGCGGAUCACCGAUCACGGAAAGAGCCGAAGAUGUCGGCUUGGUCAUGUGAACAGCUGUGUCCAAUCACAGCUGAUCACAUGGCACUGAUGAUCAGUGUAGCCCCAGCAGUGCCACCUGUCAGUGUCCAUCAGUGCCUUAUGUCAGUGCUCAUCAGUGCCUCGUGCCAGUGCCCAUCAGUGCCACAUAUCAGUGCCUACCAGUGCACAUCAAUGCCACAUAUCAGUGCCCAUCUGAGUUGCCUUUCAGUGUCACCCAUCAGUGCCAUUCAGUGCUACCUAUCAAUGCCAAUCAGUGCCACCUAUCCGUGCUGCUAAUCAGUGCCAGUCAGUACCGCCUAUCAGUGCCAGUCAGUGCCGCCUAUCAGUGUGCAUCAGUGCUAGUCAGUGCUGCCUAUCAGUGCCAUAUAUCAGUGCCAUGUAUCAGUGAUGCCUUUCAGUG
Messenger RNA from Staurois parvus, 457 nucleotides. The record is from the annotation of a GenBank genome assembly. NCBI's taxonomy places the organism in Eukaryota, Metazoa, Chordata, Amphibia, Anura, Ranidae.